Molecule: messenger RNA, 2011 nt
Organism: Homalodisca vitripennis (glassy-winged sharpshooter)
Lineage: Eukaryota; Metazoa; Arthropoda; Insecta; Hemiptera; Cicadellidae
Exons: 6
Coding region: 710-1210 (166 amino acids)
Source: RefSeq, a predicted model, not a curated record
CUCACAUGUUUAAAUAUAAAUCUUCUGAACUUUGUGGUAUAUAAAGUAAUGAAAGUAAGUAUAUGAAAAAUUAAGGAAAUAAUUCUUGAAAAUAACUAUAAGGCUAAUUGCAAUGAAAAUAAGAGCUAUCGUACCUAAUAGUUUUGUUAACAUUUCAAAAUACACUGGAUAAAUAAGGAUGUAUAUAUAGGUACCAUACGACAUUCAAAUGUAGAUAUUAACACCAAUUUGUUGGGUGUAUUAGCUUAUUUAAUGUUUUAUGGAGUUUAGUUGUUUUAACUGAUUUUGCAAUUGAAUAUUAAUGCAAUAAUAAACGAAGGUUUAAUUUCAACUACAUGUUUGAAUAUAAUCUCAUGUACUGUGAAGUAAAAGUCACUAAAAUUACAUAGUUGGUUUAAAUCGCAAUUCAAUUAUAAGUCAUCACUGUCUAAUUUAGUUGAUUAUUUUAAAUGUAUUAUUUAGACUGUCUUAUAUUACUAAAAUGCACAUGUAUUUUUAUGUUUUACAUAAGAGUCAGUGGUCAGACUACAGGUAUAUCCGACCUUCAUAAGAGAGUAAAAUAAAAGUUUUAUCCGGUUUCGGAGAAACUCAUCCUUAUGAUUGGGGCGAAUGACUUUUUGAAGGCAACAACCAGGACUGGUAGACCAUCAGCUGAUUGGAGACAAGCCAGUUCUGCAGGUUCGGUGAACAGCUGUUGGGACUUCGGAGGAUGCCUACACCAAAUUCAUCCGGCCGGAUAGGACUCUGCGUCAGCGGUCAAACUGUAUCCGACCUCCAUAAGAGAGUGAAGGAGAAGUUUUAUCCGAUAUCGGACAAAAUCAUCAUUAUGAUUGGGACGAAUCACGUUUUGCAGAAUGCAGAUAUUUCGACAACGUGUAGGGAACUCUCUGCACUCAUCAAAACACUGCAGGAAAUUGUAAGAAGUAUAAUCCUGCUGACCCUGCCGCCGAUACCAAAGCUGGAGGAAAAAUACGGUCCGAGCCAUUUCAAACUCUUGGAGCAGUACAAUGGCCACAUCUGUAGCUUGGAAAAUGAAGAGUAUGUAAGGGUAGCCGACAUCAGCCCACUGUACGUGACCUCAUCUCCACGCCAGAAGUGCCUUAUGCAUCUGUUUGAACGAUUUUUCUCUGGAAGAGCUAGACGACCAGAUUUAAUUAACCUCAAUCGGCAAGGUCUUAUAGUUAUGCGUAAGUAUAUCCUUGACAAUUAAUUGUUUAUAAAUUUUAGAUUUUCUUUUACUCUGUAAAGUUUUAGUGUUUAUAUAACUUUAUAUCUGGACAUUUUAUUGUUAUAAAAACAACAUAGCAUGUAAGUUCUUCAUAAUUGGAUUUAUGUACUAUGCCACACCAAAGAUUUGUAUGAGAUCAUGUCUUCCAAUCUUUAGUGAACUGAUAAGUGGGAAAACAUGUUUCUUUUAAUUAGGUUUAAUAAAGUGUUACAGAUAUAUUAUUGCUCAUUUAAACAAAUUGUAUAUAACUGUUUAAAACUAUUUUGUGAGUAAUAGUAUACAUAUUUGUAUUUUUAACAUCAGGUUGUCCAAAUUCAAAAGAAAAUGUAAACAUAUGGUUUUGAGUUAUUUAAAUGUAUAAUAAAAUUUAGCUGUUGAAUAUUUGUGUUUUUACAUACUUAAGCUAUAUCUUUGGAUAUUUGUAGGAUGUAUACAGGUAUGUAAAAAUCUGUAACAUAAUUAUUAUCAUCAAGGUAAAUCUUUCUGUAUAUUUAUUUAGCUGCUAAGCUUUUUGUGUAUUUAAAUGGACGAUUUAUUACUAUUAUUGUAUCAAGUACAAUUCAUGUAGAUAUCUUAUAGUAAAGUGGCAUUAUAAAUUUUACUGUUCUAGUUCCAUAAUACCGAGAAGUCCUUUAAAGUUUUUGUAUCAUUGUAAAUGCUGUAAUACUUUUCACGAAAGAUCAUGUUUUACCCUAAAUAUUUUCUUAUCUUUGAACUAGUAUGUAUAUGUUUGAAUGGAAUAGUGUGCUAAUAUUUAAUAGUACUAAGUAAAAUCUUUAAACA